GGUCCUGCCUCUGCGGCCGGCGCGGGGUCCCCGGACGCCGGGACUGGCUCGCUGCCGUGGCCGGGAUGGUGCAGUUGUAUAAUCUGCACCCGUUCGGGUCGCAGCAGGUGGUGCCCUGCAAGCUGGAGCCCGAAAGGUUCUGCGGCGGGGGCCCCGACGCGCUGUUCGUGGCAGCGGGCUGCAAGGUGGAGGCGUUCGCUGUGGCGGGACAGGAGCUGUGCCAGCCGAGGUGCGCCUUCUCCACGCUGGGCCGGGUGCUGCGCCUGGUCUACAGCGAGGCGGGAGACUAUUUGGUAGCAAUUGAAGAGAAAAACCAAGCCACAUUUCUACGUGCUUAUGUGAACUGGAGAAGUAAAAGGACUGAAAAUUCUCGAGUGUGCAUCCGAAUGGUUGGACAUAAUGUGGAGGCACCUUUUCGAGAAACCUUCAGAGACCAGAUGUCUAUUGUUGAAAUGCCGCUUUCUGAGACCCCCUUGUGCAUUUCCUGUUGUCCUGUGAAAGGAGACCUUCUUGUUGGCUGCACAAAUAAGUUAGUCUUAUUUAGUCUGAAGUAUCAGAUCAUUAAUGAAGAAUUCCCAGUAUUGGACUUUGAGCGUUCUUUAAUUAUACACAUACAUAAUAUAACUCCUGUUGAAAUUUCUUUCUGUGUUGGAUAUGUGGCUGUCAUGUCAGACUUAGAAGUUUUAAUCCUAAAGCUGGAGUCAAACCCUAAAAAUGGAGAGAGUGUUCAUCACCAUCCACAUAAGCCCAACAGUCCAGUGACACAGGCAGAAGGCACCAGUAAUGAAACUUUGCAACUUGAGUCAGAGGAUUUUGUGAUCUGCCAGAAGCCCAUGGAACUUCUUGGUCAAAAUAGUGAACAGUCUGGAGUAUCUGUUACCCUGGAAUCAACGGGAUUAGAUGAUGAAAAAAUAAAAUAUUUCCAUGUUCAGCAUCUGCUCUAUAGACGUUUUGCUCCUGAUAUUUCGUCCUAUGUCUUGUCUGAUGACAUUAAGUUGCAUUCACUUCAGCUGCUACCCAUUUACCAAACAGAUUCUCUUACUUCUGAGAGAAAAAAUUUGUCUCAGGAAAAGGAGUUGCUGAGUCUCUUUUGUUUUUUCUCAUUGCCUCAUGUGGGCUAUCUCUACCUGGUGGUCAAAUCGGUUGAAUUAAUGUCAGUUUACCAAUAUCCCGAGAAGUCUCAACAGGCAGUACUCACGCCACAAUUUUUGCAUGUCAUCACAAGUAACAACCUGCAGUGUUUCACAGUGCGGUGCAGUGCGGCAGCAGCUCGUGAGGAGGACCCAUACGUGGACUCCACCCUGAAGGCUUGCCCACCUGUCAGUAUGGAUGUCUGUGCUUUAAGAAUACAGCUUUUCAUAGGCUUGAAAGCCAUCUGUCACUUUAAAAACCACAUCGUACUUCUGACCAAGGCAGACCCUGAGGCCAUUCCAGAGAGAAGAGAGGCACCAAGGAGGCUUCUUUCUAGAAAAGAUACCAGUGUAAAGCUCAAAACACCUCCUGUAGCCGAGGCUGGGUGGAAUUUGUAUAUUGUGAAUACAAUCUCACCAGUGCAACUGUAUAAAGAAAUGGUAGACUACAGUAAUACCUACAAGACUGCAAAAACCCAGAGCUGCAUCCACCUUCUUAGUGAGGCCCAUCUGUUAGUGAGAGCUGCCCUGAUGGAUGCCAGUCAGCUGGAACCUGGAGAAAAAGCAGAACUUUUAGAAGCAUUUAAAGAAAGCUGUGGGCACCUUGGAGACUGUUACAGCAGGCUUGACACCCAGUAUUCCCACCUCGCCUUGCCCUACUAUAAGAUGUCUGGUUUGUCUAUGGCUGAAGUUUUGGCUCGAGUGGACUGGGCAGUCGAGGAUGGAUCACAGAAAUAUGAGAGGGGGUUAAUCUUUUACAUUAGUCAUUCACUUUAUGAGAACCUGGAUGAAGAAUUAAGUGAAGAAUUAGCAGUAAAAGUGGUUCAGAUGUUUCAUGUGGCUGAGCCAAAGCAGCUGCCCCAUAUCCUCUGUAGUCCUUCUAUGAAGAAUAUUAACCCUCUAACUGCCAUGAGCUAUCUAAGGAAACUGGAUACAUCCGGGUUUUCAUCAAUCUUAGUGACAUUGACCAAGGCAGCAAUGGCUCUGAAAAUGGGAGAUCUUGACAUGUACAGAAAAGAAGUGAAAAGCCAUUCAGAGAUGAAAUUAGUAUGUGGCUUUAUUCUUGAACCUCGGCUAUUGAUUCAACAGAAGAAGGGACAGAUGGUUCCAACUGAGCUUGCAGUUCACUUGAAAGAGACCCAGCCUGGGUUGCUUGUGGCUUCAAUCCUGGGGUUGCAGAAGAACAACAAGAUUGGGAUUGAAGAAUCAGAUUCCUUCUUUAAGGUGCUCUGUGGUAAGGAUGGAGAUAUGAUUCCUCAGCUCUUAAUAGACUUUUGGGAAGCUCAGCUGAUAGCAUGUCUCCCAGAUGUGCUACUGCAGGAACUCUUUUUCAAGCUCACAUCACAAUACAUCUGGAGAUUAUCAAAGAAGCAGCCCCCUGACACCAUACCAUUGCGAACAUCAAAGGAUCUGAUAAACGCCUGUAGCCAUUAUGGCUUAAUCUAUCCAUGGGUUAAUGUCUUAAUAACAUCUGAUUCCUUAGCUGACAAAAAUUAUACAGAAGAUCUCUCCAAAUUACAGUCUCUUAUAUGUGGUCCUUCAUUUGACAUAGCUUCCAUUGUUCCAUUCUUGGAGCCUCUCUCAGAAGACACUGUUGCUGGCCUCAGUGUCCAGGUUCUGUGCCGGACACGUCUGAAAGAGUAUGAGCAGUGCAUAGACACACUGCUAGAGAGGUGCCCAGAGGCGGUCGUUCCAUAUGCUAAUCAUGAACUGAAAGAAGAGAAUCGGAUUUUGUGGUGGAAAAAACUGCUGCCUGAACUUUGUCAGAGAAUAAAAUGUGGUGGAGAGAAAUAUCAACUUUACCUGUCAUCAUUAAAAGCAUUUGAUGAAUAUUUUCUCAGCAUGCUAGAGGAUUUGAGGUACUCUUAAGGAUUUAAGAUCUUGACUUUGUUCUUGAAGUUAUAAUCUGUUAGCCUCUCACUAGUUGGCAGCAGAGAAUUGGGUAGUGGCAAGACUUUUUUUUUUGUUGGCUUUAUAAUCACUGUGCGCUGGCCCCCAAACUCAGUAUUUUUUUGUGUAGUAUACUUCUUAUAGGUACCACAGUUAGGCUAAAUAAACUGGUUUGGUAGGAAAGCAUUGGUAAUUCAUGUUUUUCCAUGUAGGUUUUACAAACUAGUUAGUAGUUAUUAUUAAGGUUCUAUUAUAUAUCAGAUGUGAAUCACUGUAUCUGAAUUCUCAAAGGCCUCUAGAAGCUAGCAAAUGGUACCACUACAUUAUAGAUAAGGAAAUUAGUACUCAGGAGGUUAAGGACUUUCUUAAAGUCACCCAGAGAGUAGAUAGAAGAGUCUGAUCCCUGCCCAAGUCUGUCUGAUUCCAGAGCUAGGGAUCUUUUCCAUACAUCACUGCUGCUACAUUCAUUAACUUUUAGCAGCAAGCACUUGUCAGUCCUUUAUGUAAAGGGCAAUUAGGUUGCUGAAUAUUGGACAGAUAACUUUGGGUGGAUGCACACACACACAUGACUAGAUUUACUUCAGUCACUCGGCAAAUAGAGUAAGUGGUGGACAUGCGAAGAUCACACAGGGAGUAGCACUGAAGUAUGUUUAUUGGGGAACAUUGUUCUUAGGUGUCACCCCUUCUCCUCCCAGCAGAAGGCAGCAUGUAUUCAUUCAUAAGCAAUAGAAUCAUAAAAUUGCAUAGUUAUCUUUUCCAAAAAUGUUUGCUAAAUUCUUAAUAUAAUAUGUUAACAAAAGCUUAUUACUUUUCAGUUUGGAAAAAAAAAGAUAAAUGGUCAUAAAAACAGUUUAUGCUUAUUAAUAACAUGAAAAUUUCAGCAAGGAACUAAUUUAGGAAAAUGUUAGCCAACAAUUAAUAGUAUUUCUUGUCCUAGCAAAUAAUG
This is a messenger RNA of Myotis lucifugus (little brown bat), 3966 nucleotides long. It is a transcript of the gene HPS3, whose product is annotated as HPS3, biogenesis of lysosomal organelles complex 2 subunit 1. The record is from RefSeq and is a predicted model, not a curated record. Gene Ontology annotation, biological process: organelle organization. The transcript is spliced from 17 exons. Gene Ontology annotation, cellular component: cytoplasm. Bases 66 to 2999 code for a protein of 977 amino acids. NCBI's taxonomy places the organism in Eukaryota, Metazoa, Chordata, Mammalia, Chiroptera, Vespertilionidae.